Messenger RNA from Jatropha curcas, 2643 nucleotides. It is a transcript of the gene ACD5, whose product is annotated as Diacylglycerol kinase family protein. The record is from RefSeq and is a predicted model, not a curated record. Lineage: Eukaryota; Viridiplantae; Streptophyta; Magnoliopsida; Malpighiales; Euphorbiaceae. Gene Ontology annotation, biological process: phosphorylation; ceramide metabolic process. Gene Ontology annotation, molecular function: ceramide kinase activity.
UUUCUUCUGAAAUGAGGAUAAAUAAAACAUUAACGAUGACAAUUUUUUAUUAAUUUGCUGCAUGGGAUGGGUGCAGGAAAGUCUUACAUUUCUAUUCAUAUUAUUACUAAACAUACCAGAGUAGGAAUGGGGACCCAAAAUAUUGGUAAAACUGAUUGGAUCCGGAUUUGUAACUCGGAUUUAUAUAGUUAUGUGCGACCAUUUUUUUUCCAUGCUUAGUCUCCAAUUAGAUAAUUCGUCAUUUUGUCUAAUAAAUCAAUAAAAGAUCCUGAUUCGGAAAAUGAGAUUGUGAAAGUUUUCACUGAAUCAUUUUUCAAAUCAGGCUGAGUUCAUACCAGAGAACUCAGAAUUUGUUGAAUUGUAUAAAUAUUAGUAGCAAAAAUAAAAAGUUCAAAUUUAAGUCUGUAUUGAUGGAAAUAAAGAGAGAUGACAAUGGUAGUAGUAGCAGCUGUGGAGGAGGAGAUAAAUCUCACCUGAACAACGUAGAGGUAGGAGAUGGAGAAGCAUCAUCACCGCUUUUGAGGUCAACUGUUUUUUUGGAUCACGUUGGGGAAGUGUUUCUCACUCUCAAUUCUGGUGGGUUGUCUUGGAAAUUGCUAGAUUCCUUCGAUAAUUUACAGAAUGAAUCAACUUGUUUGGGAAUUAAAUUUGUUCCCAAAGUUGCAACUGAGAUAAAAUUUUCUGAUGUUUAUGGUGUGGAGUCCAUCAACUAUGGUUUGAUUCAUGGAUCAAUUCACCCUAAUGUUGGGAAGUAUAUUUUGAGUCGCAAGUCUCAUGAAUCUCAGAUGCAUCGCUUUAAAGUACAUGGUGUCCAAAAGUCUCAGACUCAGCCUUGUCUGUGGGUCCUGACCACUUACACUUUUGGUCACAAGGAUUCUGAGACAUGUCAGAUGUGGGUUAAUCAAAUUAAUUCUUCACUGAAGAUAGAAGUGGAGAGACCAAAGAAUCUUCUGGUUUUCAUUAAUCCAAGGAGUGGCAAAACAAAUGGCUGUAGGACCUGGGAAACUGUUGCUCCUGUUUUCUCACGUGCUGGUGUUGAAACAAAGGUGGUUGUGACACAGAAGGCAGGACAUGCAUUUGAUGUGAUGGCAUCUCUUGCAAACAAGGAACUGAAUUCAUAUGAUGGUGUUAUAGCUGUAGGUGGUGAUGGUUUCUUCAAUGAAAUCCUUAAUGGAUUUCUUCUUUCUAGGCAUAAAGCCCCUUUCCCACCAUCUCCUUCAGACUUGCGGCAUUCUGAUGAGAACAAAGGCAACGGUUCAGUCCAUGAGUCAAAUGAGAUGUGUCAUGGAACUGCUUACGAAAAUGGAGACAGUUCUCCUCUUAUUUCAAGUUCUACCUGUGAUGGACCAGAAUUCGGUAGUUUCAGAUCUGAAGAUGGUCUUUGGCACUCAGAUCAAGAUGUCGAGUUUCAUCACCUCAGGAAACGGUUUAGGUUUGGAAUUAUUCCUUCUGGUUCAACAGAUGCAAUUGCGAUGUGUACAACCGGAACACGAGAUCCUAUGACAUCUGCUUUGCACAUUGUCUUGGGCAAAAGGGUGUACCUUGAUAUAGCUCAAGUUGUGAGAUGGAAAACAUCAUCUACAUCAGAUAUUGAACCUUGCAUACGCUAUGCAGCUUCUUUUGCAGGGUAUGGAUUUUAUGGAGAUGUUAUAACAGAGAGUGAAAAAUACCGCUGGAUGGGCCCCAAACGAUAUGAUUAUGCAGGAACACAGGUGUUUUUGAGACACAGGUCGUAUGAGGCAGAAGUAGCAUACAUAGAAACUGAAGCAGAAAAGAAAAAUCCAACAGCUGAGAAAGGUCAUCUACUUAGCAGAAUGAAAUCAGUGUGGGGUCUUGAAAAGGAUAGAGCGAUUUGUCGCAUAAACUGUAGUGUCUGUAACACAAAGCCUGUUUACACGUCUACAAGGAGUCCCAGGGCAACACCUUAUUCACGACCGGAAGAAAUUAGAUGGCGAAGACGCAAAGGAAAUUUUCUUAGCAUUGGUGCUGCUGUGAUCUCUAACAGAAAUGAAAGAGCACCUGAUGGUUUGGUGGCUGAUGCUCACCUUUCCGAUGGUUUCCUGCAUCUCCUGUUGGUUAGAGACUGUCCUCGUGCUUUAUAUUUAUGGCACCUUACCCAGCUUGCAAAGAGAGGUGGAAGGCCCCUGAAUUUUGAGUUUGUGGAACACCAUAAGACCCCAGCGUUUACAUUUACUUCUUUUGGUAAGGAGAGUGUCUGGAAUUUGGAUGGUGAGCUCUUUCCUGCACAUAAACUCUCAGCACAAGUAUUUCAAGGGCUUAUCAGCUUAUUUGCAUCUGGUCCUGAAGUUUAGCUAGACUACCUUCCAGAUGGAUCUCGCAGUCUGUAAUCAAGUUAUUCGAUACUGCAGUUUUGUAUUCGGAUAACUUCGCAAGCAGCCUCAGCAUCAGAAAUAGUGAACUUUUAUGUUACUAUACACUUCUUUGGACAGAUUUCUAAAAUCAGUAGUAAGAUUAGGGAUAUGAUGUCAUGUUGUAACUUAUGUAUACUGUACACAGUCAAGGAAACAUGAAGAGAGUGAAAAAAUAAAAGAAAAGGAACAAUUGAAUGUUCUGUAACCAUAUGCAAAUUUACCUUUAACGUUAACAUUAUUGAGUUAAAGGUUACUUUUCUCUUCUGUUGCA